CAUUAGAAAGGAUACCCCAGUCAGACUGAUAUCUCUUUCCAGGGGUUUCUGUUCAAGAGGGCAACAUAAAAUAAUGUGAACACACUAGAAUAUUCCAGACAGUAUGUCUGUCUAUAACGCUCACCUGUAUACAGACCAAGUUUGUUUUUUAAGGUUGUUUUUAGUGUGUUUUCUUGUAGUGGAUAAAGGCUACUGUUUAUUUUUAUUUUUUGAUCGGUAGUGAGUUUGCGUUAAAGGACAGCGACUUUUUCUGAUGCCGCUGCCUACAGAUCAGAGACUUUUGAGGCCCGUAAUGAGCAGUUUGUGAGGUGCCUGUGUCGCUCCAUUUUUAACCCUUAGCAGAUCGAGUUGCUGGCCCCAGAAUAGACGCCGCUUUGUUGCGAGCUGUCCCAGAAGAAGGCUGGUCCUCGGUGAACCAUGGCCCAGUACGACCAGCUGGACGAUAAGGACUCUCUGGACAUCCAUGACAACCCGCCAGCUCCGGACAACGUGGUGAAAGAGGAGGACAACACGGUGUACUUCAUCUACGACGAAGAGGUUGAGGAAGAGGAGAAGGAGGAGCCCCCCCCCGCCGAGCCGGUGAAGCCGGUGAACGACAAGCCACACAAGUUUAAGGACCACUACUGCAAGAAGCCCAAAUUCUGCGACGUGUGCGCGCGCAUGAUCGUCCUCAAUAACAAAUUUGCUCUGAGAUGUAAGAACUGCAAGACCAACAUCCACCACCAGUGCCAGUCCUAUGUGGAGUUCCAGAGGUGCUUCGGGAAGAUCCCUCCUGGUUUCAGACGGGCCUACAGCUCUCCCCUCUAUAGCAGCCAGCAAAAUGCCACCGUGAAAGAGCUGCUGCCAUUCUCGCAGUCCAACCGCACGGACCCUGUGUUCGAGACGCUGCGCAUCGGGGUCAUCAUGGCCAACAAGGAGCGCAAGAAGGGCUCGGAGGACAAGAAGAACAUGAUGAUGAUGAUGAUGGAGGAGGAGGAAGCCCAGCAGCCCAAAUCAGAGGAAGGGGGUGGGGAGGGCGCAAACCCGGAAGGGGAUAAGAAAGGAGACAAAACGACAGCAGAUGACAAGAGUAAGAAGCCUCAGCCCGGGAAGCUUGGCGUGUUUUCUCAGUCCCAUUACUACCUGGCUCUCUAUCGCUUCAAGGCCGUAGAGAAAGACGACCUGGAGCUCCAUCCUGGAGACAGGAUCACAGUGAUUGAUGACUCUAAUGAGGAGUGGUGGAGGGGCAAAAUCGGGGAGAAGACCGGCUUCCUGCCCGCCAAUUACAUCAUCCGCGUGCGCGCGGGCGAGAGGGUGUACAAGGUCACGCGCUCCUUCGUGGGAAAUCGGGAGAUGGGGCAGAUCACGCUCAAGAAAGACCAGAUCGUUGUGAAAAAGGGGGAGGAGGUGAAUGGGUAUCUGAAAGUCAGCACCGGACGGAAGCUGGGUUUCUUUCCUGCCAACCUGCUGCAAGAGAUCUGACCCCCCUGGACUGGAACCAAAACCUGAACCUGAACCUCUGACCCCCUGGACUGGAACCAAAACCUGAACCUGACCCUCUGACCCCCUGGACUGGAACCAAAACCUGAACCUGAACCUCUGACCCCUGAACUGGAACAAAAACCUGAACCUGAACAUCUGACCCCUGGACUGGAACAAAAACCUGAACCUGAACCUCUGACCCCCUGGACUGGAACCAAAACCUGAACCUGAACCUCUGACCCCCUGGACUGGUACCAAAACCUGGACAGAAACCUCUGACCCCCCUGGACUGGAACCAAACCCUGAACCACUGACCCCCUGGACUGGAACCAAAACCUGAACUGGCAAUAACUGAAAUGGAACCUCUAACCUUCGCCAGACUGGAACCAAACCCUGAACCGGAUCCUCUGAUCCCCCCUGGACUGGAACGAAAACCUGGACCGGAACCUUCCACACCCGACC
This is a messenger RNA of Anguilla rostrata (American eel), 1923 nucleotides long. It is a transcript of the gene stac3, whose product is annotated as SH3 and cysteine rich domain 3. NCBI's taxonomy places the organism in Eukaryota, Metazoa, Chordata, Actinopteri, Anguilliformes, Anguillidae. Gene Ontology annotation, molecular function: protein binding. Gene Ontology annotation, biological process: positive regulation of protein localization to plasma membrane; positive regulation of voltage-gated calcium channel activity; skeletal muscle contraction. Gene Ontology annotation, cellular component: extrinsic component of cytoplasmic side of plasma membrane. The coding region runs from base 418 to 1461 and encodes 347 amino acids. The record is from RefSeq and is a predicted model, not a curated record. The transcript is spliced from 13 exons.